GUUCGGCCACCACGUUGUUAGAAAAGCACAAAAAAAGCACAAAUUUGUUUUACUUUUGAAACCCUAUAUCUAGGCUUUUUCGUUUGUUAUAGAAAAAAUUGGGCGUCUAAUCGUCGUUCUUUGUGGGGGUGGAGGUUGUUAAGCUGCUACGAUGGGUUCAGGUCUCGAACAAAAUGAAAAAUCUCCCACAAAAAAGCCAGCGAGCAAAAGCAAUUUCGUUAAAGAAGCAAGUCCCGCGAAAACCGCUCACGAUUGGAGGAAAUAUAGUAAUAGAGAAGGAAUCGGAAGUGAUGGAAUCUCGCCUGUGGAAGUGGAAUUUUAUGAUGAUGGAACUGUGACAUUCUUUUGGAGAGCCCAUACUUUGACAGUGCUAUUUGUUAUGAUUGCAGCUCUAAUUUAUGUUGCAGUUUUUGAACCUGUUAUUCUUGACACUCAAUACAACACCAAACGUGGACUAGUUGCCUGUGUAAUUGUAUUUAUUCUUCUCUGUGUAACCGUGACACCUAAUGGGCCAUUCAAAAGGCCCCAUCCAGCUUUAUGGAGAUUUACAUUUAGCUUGAGCAUAGUUUAUGAAUUAGUGUUGAUAUUUGUGCUGUUUCAGACAGCUGAUGAUGCUAGAAAACUUUUGAAACAUUUUGACAGCAAACUGGGGGAAGCCUUAGCUGAACGGAGCUAUGGUGGCAGCUGUGUAAUCUAUGACGAGACUGUGCCAGAAAACCCAUGGCAUAAUGUCCUAGACAAAUUUGAUGCUUUUGUUCCCACCCAUUUUUUUGGUUGGUGGUUGAAAACUUUGAUCCUGAGAGAUUGGUGGCUGUGUACUAUAAUAUCCAUAAUGUUUGAAGUCCUUGAGUAUACACUGGAGCAUCAACUUCCCAAUUUCAGUGAAUGCUGGUGGGACCAUUGGAUUAUGGAUGCAUUAUUGUGCAAUGGCCUCGGAAUAAUAAUCGGAAUUCAAACCCUUAAAUAUUUUUCCAUGAAAACCUACUAUUGGCGGGGGUUGUGGAACAUACCGUCAUACAGGGGUAAACUGAAGCGGAUGAUUGCUCAAUUUGGACCUUAUAACUGGGUACAGUUCGAAUGGCGACCACUCUCUUCACUCGGUCGUUGGUGUGCUACAUUGGGGAUUAUGUUCAUUUUCUUGCUGACAGAGCUUAACACCUUCUAUUUGAAGUUCGUCUUAUGGGUUCCUCCUGAUCACUGGCUCAAUUUAGUGAGAUUAUUCUUAGUCCUGCUAUGGGGAGCAGUCGGCCUUCGUGAAACCUUCCAGUACUUUGAUGAUCCAGACUGCGAGAAUUUUGGACGCCAAUCCUGGGUUAUUCUCGCGAUUGUCGUAACUGAAUUUUUGAUUGUUGCGCGCUUUGAUUGGGAAACGAUCACCAAACCAUUGCCCUGGCACGUCGUCCUGUUUUGGUCAAUUUUCUUCUUAUUGCUGGUGACAUGGACGGUGUUUAGAUUCUUCAUUGCUAGUGACCUGCAAAAGAAUGCUGAUAGAUGGUUAGAGGAACAGCGCCGCCGUCUCCUUUGGUUGCGAGCCAAAAGUAUAGAGCUUGGUAUUUAUAGCCCGGAGUCGAAUGAACGCCUCGAAAACCCAGAUGAAGCUAGCCAUCUUGAAAAUACUACAGAUAAUAAGCCACGAUCAAGUCCGAUGGCAUCCAAACCAAAGAAGCGUAGGGCCCAUAAAGCAGACUAGUUGAAGAAUGAAAUGGUCGAUCAGUGCAUUCUACAUAUUUGCACACGUUUGAAUGGACCAAAACUAAAGCGUUAACAAAGAAAAAAGAAUCUUGAAUUUGACGUAGAAAGAAGAUUAGAUCUUACGGAAGCAGAGGGUUGUUUUCAGUUCUAGAGACUAACAACUAAUUCAUUAUACUUGCAAGUGUUUCAAUUAAAUUGCUACAAAAGUG
Messenger RNA from Daphnia carinata, 1901 nucleotides. Its product is annotated as phosphatidylserine synthase 2-like. The coding region runs from base 152 to 1690 and encodes 512 amino acids. Gene Ontology annotation, molecular function: L-serine-phosphatidylethanolamine phosphatidyltransferase activity. The record is from RefSeq and is a predicted model, not a curated record. The transcript has 12 exons. Gene Ontology annotation, biological process: phosphatidylserine biosynthetic process. NCBI's taxonomy places the organism in Eukaryota, Metazoa, Arthropoda, Branchiopoda, Diplostraca, Daphniidae.